This is a messenger RNA of Exaiptasia diaphana, 4118 nucleotides long. RefSeq names its product serine/threonine-protein phosphatase 1 regulatory subunit 10. The transcript has 29 exons. The record is from RefSeq and is a predicted model, not a curated record. Gene Ontology annotation, molecular function: metal ion binding. The coding region runs from base 273 to 2606 and encodes 777 amino acids. NCBI's taxonomy places the organism in Eukaryota, Metazoa, Cnidaria, Anthozoa, Actiniaria, Aiptasiidae. Gene Ontology annotation, cellular component: nucleus.
UCAAAUCUUCUCAAUGUUUCAGGGUAGUCCAAGACAUAGUAAUGGCGAAAGAAAGCACAAAGAACGAUGGCGCGUGAAGCGGACACCGCCAUGCAAGCAAUGGAAUUUUGAACAAUAUUCUCUUUUAGGUUUCCCAAAAAUUGCUCGAAAGUUCUAGUUAAAAAGUAUUAUACACAUGCUGUGGAAGUGUAUAAAUUGACGAGAGAUACUUCUUAAAGGAUUACUGUUGAAAACGAAAGACUCUUUGAGAGUGAAAAGUAAAGCUUCUAAUCAUGGGUACGUCUGGUGGUGAGCCUAAGACAUUACUCAAUGCCCUCAAACCAAUGCUUGGACCAUCGGGGGAUAUCAAGUCUCCCCAAGAAGUAGUGAGAGUUGUUAGUUUGAUGCGUGAUGCGGAGAAACUGAUGAGUCGAUGUGUUUAUCUUAACAUUCUCAAAUCAACAAUCAUAAUGUCACAUGAAAAUGAAAAAUCUACUGAGACUCUUGAAAAAUUUGUGUCAAUUGGAGGAUGGGCAGUAUUGAAUAAAUGGUUAUCUGAUGGUAAAAAGACUGAGAAUUUCUCCAUCAUCAUUGAACUCUUGGAGAUUCUAAAAGAUCUUCCAAUAUCUAUUGACACCCUCAAGCAGGGUAAUACAGGAAAAAUAGUCAAGUAUUUGACAAAAGUAGAUAAUAAUGAUGUCAAAAGGAUGUCAACAAGUAUACUGAAGCAAUGGAUGUCUUUAGUAAGACAUAAAUCAGCCAUACCUGAAGGACAAAAACCAUCAGAAAAGUUCAAGCAAAAUGGUGAUAGUUUAGAGAUAAGUUCACAUGGCUCUGAUAGUCCAACAGACCUGGCAUCAGCUAAAGCAGAUGACCUGAAAUCUUCCAAGAGGCAAAGAGAUGUUGAUGGAACUGCAGGCAUACCUGAGAAAAAAAUAAAACAAAAUGAUGGGAAGCACAAGAUGAAGAAAGAGAGCAAAGUUGUGGCCAUUGAAAGUGCUGGUUUCAUGAAUGCGCUGACAACUGCCUCUGCACCAGCGCCAAUCAAGAAAAGAAAGCGUCCUGCUUCUACGUCUCAAAAGACAACUACUAGUAAUACAACAACAACUACUACAGCAACUAGUCCUGCUGGCAAGUCAAGUUAUUCUGGUCUUCUGGAUGAAAUCAUGAGCAAUCAAUCACAAACUCAUGGUUUUGAAGAAAGAGAAAAACCCAAAGUUAAAGCUAUUGAAGAUAUUAAUGAAAAGUCGUCACCAAUAGGCUCACCACAAAACAAUGUUCCUGCUGGUGAUGCAGCAGACUUUUCAAAGGAUUCUGAGAAUGGAGAUAAAGACAAAACUAUAGAAUCAAAUUCUUCUACUCCGUCCACUGUGAUAACAGAGGAUGUUGCUGAUGUUGAACCACCAGCAAAGAAACCCAACAAAAAAGGAAUGUUUGUAACCUGGGCAGAGGACAGCAAACUAGCUUCUUAUCACUACUUUGAGAUGGAUGAAGAUGAACGAGCAACAAUACGACAUCCUAUCAACUUUAUAAAUGCUGCACACAAUGAAAUGAUGAAUGAAAGACUGUUACUUGAAAAAGCCAAAAGACUAAACGAAGACAAAAUGCUGGAAAAAGUCAAGUGGUAUAAACCUAAAGAAAUAAAAGGAUUAACAAUUACAGUUGACUAUGGAAGUAAAAGUGAAGAGAAAAAAAUUCAGAAAGAAAGAGAGUCAAGUGUCCUUGCUGAUAUUUUCUUCUCAAAAUCAAGUUUACCAGACAGUCCAGCAGAACCUGACAUGGAGCAUGAAAAACAAGUAACUGGGGAGCCUAAAGUUAUUCCACAUGAUGAGAAAGGGACAACACAUCCAGUACCUAAGCAGGCAGCCACACCUCCUUCUACCACAUCUCAGGUUCAGCUUCCUGCAGCUCUGGCAUCUUUGUUUUCUUCAACACCAGGUUCUGGUGCACCAGCUACAGGUCCUACACCUUCAGAUCCUGUGUCAGUACAAUCUCUUUUGGAUAAAAUCAUGUCUAAAAGUGGGAGUGGUCAACCACUGAAUCAAUUGCUAUCAAGUGUAAAGCAACAACAAAUGCAGCAACAACAACAACAACAACAACAGCAACAACAAGAUGGUCAGCUUCCCAAUUCUCUUAAAAAUAUUCUUGAACCAAUACAAGGAAAACCAAGACCUGGACAUCCUGGAAUGGGACUUCUUGGAAUUGGCCCAGGUGAUGUGGGGCCUCCAAUGGCGCAGUUUGGACCAAGAGGACCUCACUUCCGUCCAGAACAUCGUCCUAGGUUCCAGGGUCCUGGUGGUCCACGGCCAAAUCAAAUGCCUAUUGGACCAGAUGGACCAAUCAGAGGUCCAAUGCAUCCAAGAAUGGGUGGUCCAAGACCUCUUCUGCCGGAAAUGAAAAAUCGCGACGAAUUUGGCGAUGAAAUGCACGAAGGAAUGGAAGGAGAGGAUGUCAUGGGUCCGAACAUGCGUGGUAGAGGGCGAGGAAUGCCACGUGGUCGAGGGCGUGGUCGUGGCAGGGGUCGAGGAACGCCUCCAGUGUGUCGUCAUUUCGUCUCCCCAAGGGGCUGUCUACGGGGAGAUUCUUGUAUUUUUCUACAUCCGGGAGUAAACGGUCCACCUUUAUAGUAUUUGUGUACAUAGACAAUUUUAAUAUAACAAAUGUACAAAGAGACUUUUGUAUAAAAUAUACCAUAAUUUCAUAGUAUGAACAGUGUGACUGAUGACGUAAAGUCAAUGGAAUUAGGGUCCCGUAUAACGUAAACUUGUGGGGGAAGCAUCAACAUAAGAACCUAAUCCUUAGAUACAUAGUGUGAGAUGUCGUUACGAUUUUUAAUAAGAUUCGAAAAAAGCAAAGAAAACAGUAGGUAACAGCAGCACAACUGAUACGCUUCGUUUCGACUCUGAUAUUUGGAAUUCUCCAUUGCAGACGUUAAUAGUAUGGAAGGUGUGACCGAUGUUUGCAAAGGAUGAUAGUUUAUAUUUGAAUGAUGAACGAAUGUUCAAAACAAAAUUAAUGUAUUUACGACAAAACACACUGUAAGGCGCUACCAUUCCAGAUGCCUGAAUGACCUGAAUCGAUUUAUUUGUAGUAGAAUGAGAUCGAAAGGGGGUAUUUUACUAGUAUUAUGACUUUUAUUUUGCCGUUUCCUGGGUAUCUUAUUAGUCUUAGUUUCUGUUUUCGGUGCUUUUCAUCGACGACAAAUAUACAUACAAGAUAUUACGCAGAUCUCAGUCCACGUGGAGGAUAAAAUGCGUUGACGUUCCAACGAAAGUCUGCAGGGCUCGGACACCUUUACACUGAGCACUGAUUCAUUGACACAAAAUCCAGGAAAGCCGUCACGGAAUCGGUGCACAAACUGAACAGGAAAUCGUACUUCUAGUUGUUAGUAUCAAUGGAAAUGCUGUUGAAGUAACAGAAACUCAAUUAUAUUUUUAACUGAAUUAUUUCAGAUCACGUAUAUUUCAAUAUCUACUUCAUUUCUGGCGCUGGGAUGAAACAUUUCAUUCACAGCAUUUGUGAUUUUAGUGGUAAAAACUCAAAUCUGAGUGACAACAUUGACUUUUUUAAUCACAUCUAUAUGAACAUAAAAACUUGAAGUAUGUUCUUCAGAUGAGUAUUUGUGUCUAUGAAAACGUUCGCUGUUUUUUUUUACAUAUGGUCAAUUGGUUUUCGUAGGUAUAAUUAGUAUUGUGAGGAUAAUAAUUACACCUUGAUAAUCAUAGAAUAAUACCUCUUCAUAAAUUGAUCACCUGCAAAAUAUCACCAGCCAGGAGAUACUGUCAUACAUCGAGAACAGGCUUCGAGUCGGAAUAUGGGCGGAUCCAGAUAAGGGAGGGGUGUGACGACCUAAGAAAUCCUAGUUCAAUUGCAAAAGAAUCAUAGUUACAAGUUUAAAAAACAUAGUCUGAAAGAGUGUGGUUAGAAAUCGAUUUGUUGCGUUGAGUUGGAUUCGUCCUCGACAAAACAUAUGCCAACUCGACUCCGUUUUUAUAGCACUUUAAUAACAUAUGAUUUGAUUGUCAUAACUUUGAUAAAAAACAGAUUAAUCUCCUCUGUAAUAGUCAUAAAUAUAGCGAUACUCACUGUGACGUAAGCCUUUGUUAUUCAUGUGCCAACCAGAAGACGAUUGGCUGUUA